Messenger RNA from Microplitis mediator, 3777 nucleotides. RefSeq lists its product as uncharacterized. Gene Ontology annotation, biological process: viral transcription. The coding region runs from base 138 to 2120 and encodes 660 amino acids. The transcript is spliced from 5 exons. The record is from RefSeq and is a predicted model, not a curated record. Lineage: Eukaryota; Metazoa; Arthropoda; Insecta; Hymenoptera; Braconidae.
GAAUUUAUUUGAAUACUCGAAAGAGCAGUUGACAUGAAUACGUUGGUUUGACUUUGUGACUAAAAUCGUCCGGAUGAAUAAAAAUUUUAUAUUGAUAUUAAGUUUUAUAUAAAGUUAUUAAUUAUUAUCAAAACGCUAUGGCCGAAUUAUAUGAUACAGAAAAACAAAUUUUGCCAAUGGUCGAUCCUCACUUCUAUACAAUAAAAUAUAAAGUUAAUGCAGUUAAUACGCACAAUACAUUGACAAUUAGUUACGACAAAUUCGUUAAAAUAUUUCAAGAAAGUAAAAAUGGAACCUUUUAUUUGUGUAUUAUAUGUCAUAUAUCAUCUAAAAGACAAUGCAUAUAUUGUACGCCUUUUCUACAGUAUCCUCGAACGUUUAUAUUAGAAACACCAAAGAGAUUUUAUUGCAUGCCACAACCAAGUUUGUACACAAAAAAAAAUCACUCAUAUUUUCAGUCGAUUAUUUGGUUUAUACACAAGGUACAUAAUAACGAGAUCAACAACAUAGCCGUGCCUCAUAAUUUACAAUAUCCGCAACGUUUAAUUUAUCGUCAAGCUCCACUUUUUCGAAUUCCUAAGCACAUCAUUGACAUGGAACAUUUGAAAUACUACCAGUUUAUAAACGACAAAUUCAAAGGAGGAUCUCUCAUGCAGCAAAAGUCUGGCAAAUUGAGUUAUAUGCGCACACGUAUCUUAGGUGUGAAUGCUUCAGGUAUCAGGAUGACGCUGACUAUUGACAACAGUCUUGGUCCCAACGACGUCAGUAUUCCCCAACACAUGUUGGAUUCUUUGGACUUGGCUUGUCCAUACGUUAUCAUCAAUCGCGACCCAUCAAUCAAUGAUUGCGCUAUUUAUUCCUGUGAACUACUAGGAUAUGAAAACAAAAAUGACAAUACGAUCCAUGUUAAUCCGUUCGUUUUAGAAGGAUUGCACGCAGAUCAAGAUGGUGACGAUUUAAAUGUUUACUAUUUGAAGCACGAGAAUGAAGUUCCAAGUUUAGUAAUGCUCCGGGCUAUCACAGAACUAUUGCAGUUUUCUUGGAAGUAUGGACGUCGUCGAAAUAUAUGUAAUCAAAGUCGCUUUUCACUUGGUCAAUAUCACUUGCUAUUGCUUCAAGUUUAUGAUAAAUAUUUCCAAAGUAAAUCAAAAAUAUGGAAAAUUUUAUCUUCUCAGUACAGCACUACACCUAAGAGAGCAAACGUUCUUAUGCAACUUGGAUGCACAAUUUGGCGCGAUGAAGUCGAUGAAUUUCUAGAGCAGCUUAGAGUUUUUGGUAUUCGAAUUCGAUUACCUCUCAUAACAUUUAGAGAGAUGAUCAAUGGAUCUGGUAUGCUGCUAAGUGUUAUUGAAUCUGGCGCCAAAGGAUCUAUGGAUCACGUUAAAAUGUUCACGGAUAUACUGCAAGAGCGCGUUGAAAUUGGUGGAGCAGAAUAUGUUGAUAAUUUACGUGAAAGUUUCAAUAAUUACGUUAAUGCCAGCAAAAGUAUUUCGCUAUUGGGUCAGCAAUUAUUUAUUCUACUAUCAAUUUUCCAACCACUUUAUUUGCUACGAAAUGACAUAUACAUGAAAAACGAUACUAGAAUCAUUGGUAAUGUUUCAAAAUGUCCUCUUUUCAAUCUAUGGAUUUAUCAAAUGGAAGCUAUAACUCUUGUUUUCGAAGAACUACUCAAGAAUUGCGAAAGCGAUGAAAUGGAAGGCGUUGUAACAGAAAAUGAAUAUGAUGACAAAGAAGUCAAUUUAGCAAAUGAUGUGAUUGAUAAGCCAGGGAAAAAAUUAUUAGACGAAAACUAUAACAUAUCGAUAGAUCAGGCUGAAGUACGAUACUUUGAUUCAAACUGCCGCUGUGUUGAAGUCGGCAAUGUGUCGAAUUUCAUAGCUCCACGACCACGCAAUAUUCUCUAUUCUAUUCGUGGGAACUAUGUCAGCCCAAAUUUGAAUACCGCAACUGUUUUACCGAUGUUAUACGGACGAAUUUUUGACUACAUCUCUGAAAUUCAUAGUAGCGAUGAGUUACAAGAGUAUCUGAUAAACGAUUCAUUAAAAAUUAUUCCAAUUCUUGCAAAAUUACCUGAUAAUUACAAGAAGAGUGGAUUCAGAUUCGUCCGAAUAUUGAACUAAAUUUUGAUAGAAUUUGAGAACUAAAUCGAAAUUUGAUUCAAGGUUCAUUUACUUUUUUAGAACCAUGAGUUUGGAAGAGACGUAAAUUUAAGGAGGUGGGUCAGACUAGUGGACAGCGGAUGGGCUUCAUAACACAACAGUCACACUCCCGAUUUUUCGCAGUGUAGUAAAUUUUUAUUUCAUAGUAAAAAACGAGAACUCCAUGUUACAUUUGGCAUCUCCAUAAAUUGACAACUGGGCGCCAAAUUUCUCAAAAAGUUAGAGUCAAAAAUUGUCAUUCCAUAAGGGUUCCAUACCUAAUGAACUUCAAAAAUUUAAACUUUUACACUUUGAACUUGGAAAUUUGAACUUUGGCAAUUUGAACUUUGACGAUUUGAACUUUGAAUAAUUUAGUAUUUCUUACAUCAAAAAUAAUUUUUUUUCUCAUAAUUUUUUUUUAUAAUUUUUCAUAAUUCAUAAAAGUUUAAACUUACCAAAGUUCAAAUUGCGAAAGUUCAAAUUGUCAAGUUCAAUUUUCGAAGUUCAUUAGGUCGGUCACCUCCAUAAGUUGCCUACAACUGUCUCAGAAAAUUGACGACAGGUUGCGGAAGUAGAUCGCCAGCUUUUUGGGAAAUUUGGCGACAACUUGACAUCAGUUACAAGGGCUCAAGUUAUCGUCAACUUGAUCUCAACUAAUUGACACCAACUUUCUGAUCAGAAAGUCCAGCUAUCAAGAUAUUUUUACAGUACAUUUAAGUUUCAUUGCUUUAUUGUCGUAUUUUUGAAUUUAAAAGUGUUACAUAUUUUCGAUAGAUGGCGGCAAAACGCUUAUUCUGAAAUUGUAAAUAUAUACAGUUAAAUAUAGCCUCCGCCUGCUUCCGCCUUUUCUGUUUUCUCUUUCCUAUGUAUAUACAAAUGUGUAUUUAUGUACUUAAAAUACAACACAACCAAACUAGUAUAAUUUUCAUGUUGUUGUUUAGUUUUUCUUAACCUAUCUAGCGAUAAUAGUAAUUUAAUUUCAAAUAGUAGUUAUUGAAUUAUUAAGUACACAGAAAGUAUCAAAGGGAAAAAAAAAUUCCAGUCAAGGAAUGCUCAGCUAACCAUAAAAAAACCGAAAUCAAUUUUUUUUAUUACAAUGUUGUCAAAUGUUAAUAAUUAUUGCUGUUUCAAUUUCAAAAGUGGGGCAUUAAUGCUCGGGAUUCUCGAAAUAGUGCUUACAACAUGUAUUAUUAUUGUAGUUGGUAUAGACAUAGUUAAUCAAGAAGCUUUUAGUACCUCCAUUGCAUCUUCAUGUUCGCGGUCGAUGCUUAUAACGAGUCCGGGACUAUUAUAUUUAUAUAUUCCUAUAUGUUUUCUUUCGUUAUUGUUAUCUAGCUUAAUGAUUUGGGGCUCGGUAAAGAACAAUUUCAAAUUUGUGAUGCCUUAUAUUUAUUACCGAGUUAUUAUUUUAAUGCCUUAUUACCUCCAAUAUUUUUAUAACGCCAUUAGAAUUUUUGUUACGGACGAUUGUAAUCCUGAGAGCGGUAUUUUGCGACUUGUAUUCGGAUUGGGCGGAAUGGCACUCGGUGUUCAUUUCUGUAUAUUAAUUUAUAAUCAUAGUAAAGAAAUUAGGAAUGAAAAACUAAACAAUGCAAAUAAAUCAAUGUAUUAAGCUAAUAAAUUAAUUGUUUUUACGAAA